AUGGUGACGGUGAAUGCAGACCCCUACGGACUCCCACAGGGAGCGACCACGACGACGGGGCAACUGGUCCUGGAGAUCGCGGAGAAGACCGGGGACGGCGGAGCGAAGUGCUUCGACACCCUGGUCAAGGCGGUGUCCAAUGUCUUGGAAAAACCCCACGAGUUCAAGUACAGGGAGCUCCGGAGAGGUAGCCAGGGCCUGGACCAGGUCGACGCGCAGCCGGCGGCUUCGAUGCUUCUGCGACGACUGGGCUUUCAGGACUGUGGCAACUGCUACCGGCUGCAGCCCUCGGGCGUCCGAGGAAGCGAGGUGGCGAGGUUGCAGUGUGCCCUCAAUGAUUUGCCACAUUGCAGUAGCUACGUGGAGCGCCUGGGGCCUUCGAUCUUCGCGCUGGGCUUGGAGUGGCGGAAGCCGGAUGGGACGACCACCUGUUUGCCAGGGCCGACCUUCCGUGAGCGUGUUGGCGCGGCGAACGUGGAGCAGUUGAUGCUGUCUUCAGGCGUAGGCGCGUGGGGGCAAAGAUCUGCGCCCCCACCAGCGGCGCCAGAGGAGGAAGAGGAUGAUGCGGACCUGCCGCUAAGCUCAAAGCAGCUCAGGGUAAGAACUGAGUGGCUGGGCAGGUCCGGGGUGUUGAUCUGGUCGGUUUUGAUCUCCCUUCUUCGCACCUCCAAGUGCUGGAACCCCGGAGACGCGGUCCGGGUGCGCGUUGCGCGGGUUCGGAUUCCUGUUUGCUGCGGUGGAUGGACAGGUGCAGAUGACCCAUGGUCACAAUCCUUGCGGCUGCCAGUGAACCCCUUGCCAGCCGACACCCUCAACAACCUGCAGGCGCAGUCUGACCAAGUGCUACGCCGCGUGAGCGCACUGGAGUCCUCCAUGACCGAGGUGACCCGGCGCUUGGAUGAUUGGACUGAGGUGACCCGCGGCGGUAUCGCAGACCUGCGCGCGGAGAUCGGCGCGGUCAAGCUGGAGCAACGCUUCGCGCAGACCUUGCGCAGCAGUGGUGAGGGCUCGCGGCCGGCACCCAACUCCUUGUCCGCAGGAGCUUCGCCCCAGGGGGAUGCCCAGCGUGAGAUUGUCGCUGAGGAGCUGAAGAAGCGCUUGGAAGUCUACGAGCAGAAACUCUCCGCCAUCCACUCGGAGCACGUCAUUGACGCGAGCAGCAUGAAGGAACGCUUGGAGGUGGCCUUGCGGGAGAGUGACAAUCAGAUGUCCCGGGCGGAUGAGCUCCAGGCCCUCUUGAAGGAGGAGCAAGGCCGCCGCGCGCUGCUCUUCGCGCGCCUGGAAGCCUUGGAGGCCUCCGUGACGGACCUCCGUACCAACCAGCGCGAGUUCGCCGCCACCCCCGAGGUGACCGAAAGCCUCUUGCGUGCAGAGAUGAAGAAGGAGGUGCAGCGCUUGCGUGACGACGUGGGUUCUGAUGCUUGGAAGAAGUGUGAAGAGCUGGACCGCAGGAUGGCGGAGUACCAACAGCACCAGAAUAUCGAAGCAGCUGCGUUGCGCAACCGCCUGGAGGCCGCGGUGAGGGAGGUGGAUCGUCACACCGCUGCAGCUGACGCGCUUCAGCGAAGGUGUGAAGACUUGGAGAGCCGUCUGCAGAAGCCGGAGGACUCCACCAUCAUCCGCACGGAACUGCAGAAGGAGAUUACAGCUCUUCGCGGCGAGAUGGAGAAGCGCGCCUCUCAGCAGCUGACCCAAGUGGAGGCCACCAACCUUGAACUCUUGAGGAAGCAAGAGGCUUCAGAGCGGCAGUUGCUGGAGUGGAAGCAGGAGAUGGCAGCAGUGCGCACCCGAAUUGAAGCACUGGAAGCCAUCACGCAGGCUACUCCGUGCGGCUCCCUCUCCCGCGAGGAGUCUGGUGAGACGCGGGAGUCCGUAGUGCGUUUGGCCCGGAAGCACAGCCUCACGGGAUCUCGGCGUAUCGUUUGCAUGUUGGUUUCGACCGCCAAAGAUCUCUCGACCAUGCGGGAGGAGCAUGACCAGGCCAUUAGCAGCCUCGGGAGUUUGACUGAGCUGGUGGCGAAGACCACCACCAGCACCAUCCAAAAGACCGAGGUGCACCGAUCGCCGCGCUCGGCGCGCGGUGGAUCGGUGCGGGAGAGCGGCGUGGAGCGCAUCGCAGCGGACCUGACGGGCAAGCGCCGGGACUUUGAGCAGCGCGGCGGCAGACAGGAUCGGGGGAGUGGGGUGAGGCGUUCCUUGAUUCAUCAUCGUGAGCAGCUGGAGCAGGACGCCAAGGCCACCGGCGCCGCGCGCGUGCGGCUGUGCUCGGUGCUCGGUGCUUGGCGCUCGCGGUGCAUCGAAGGGUCCACAAAGCGAGAGAUCAUCGCCAACAUCAAGAAUCUGAGCCCCACCCUGCUGGCCGGCGCCGUGGGAGGAGGUACGCUGGCGCUGGCCCUUACCGCUGGCGGAGGUCUCGGGCCCGUCGUGGGGGGCCCCAGAGCGCAGACGACCAACCAUUCCAACGAUGAAGCGGUGGAAAGCUAA
Durusdinium trenchii is the source of this 2484-nucleotide messenger RNA. NCBI's taxonomy places the organism in Eukaryota, Dinophyceae, Suessiales, Symbiodiniaceae. The record is from the annotation of a GenBank genome assembly.